Didymella exigua CBS 183.55 is the source of this 2314-nucleotide messenger RNA. RefSeq lists its product as uncharacterized. The record is from RefSeq and is a predicted model, not a curated record. The transcript has 2 exons. Bases 105 to 1952 code for a protein of 615 amino acids. NCBI's taxonomy places the organism in Eukaryota, Fungi, Ascomycota, Dothideomycetes, Pleosporales, Didymellaceae.
CUCACACGCCGUUUCAACCACAUUGAACUGCCACUCGUCCUCUCCACAUAACACAUCAACGCUCCCAGAGGCACUGCUGACGCCAGCUUGCCAUAACCGCAGACAUGAGUUCCGGCGUGCGCAAUCUACGCGCCAUGUUCGAGCAGAACGCAGCUUCUUCUCCUGAGCCCCGCGGCCGCUCCCCAGGAAGCUCUUCAGCAGCCGACGACACCAGCCGCCCAACCUCCAAAGUGCGCGCUUCGUUCGUUUCCGUUGAGAACACAGUGCCUCAUGCCAGCGACUUCGCUGGUGUCAACAAGGGCACCCCCUCGAACAGCACCGCUGCGAACCGCCGAGAGAGCUUCAGCAUAAGCGAGGACACCGCUGGAGAGGUCGCAGACCUUCGCAAGUCCAUUAGCGAAGAGAAGGAAGAGCGCAGGAAAAGUGUCGCUAUCAUUGAGGCGGUUCCAGAGCAUGCCGUGGCUUCGCGGGAAUCUUCAGCGGGUCCGCCGCCCGUCAGGAAGGAGCCUGAAGGAGACAUUGUGAAUUUGGGCCACAUAAUGAAAGGCUCCGAGUUCCCCGAGACUUCGGCGGACAAAGAUGCUGGCGCAUCACCGUCAAAGGAAGCGCCAGCCCCUGAGCUACCUGCAGUCAAAGAGGAGCCUGCGAAGGAGAAACAGGCUACUCUAGCGCCGGCACAGAAGAUACCUGCUGAGAAGCUAGACAAGGCUACAAUAGGAGCGUUGGAGGGGGUGUCUCUGAAGCCAGCAGACCCAACCGACGCCUCUGCUGUCUCUGGCGGCAAGGCACUCCCUCCACCGGCCGAGGAGUUGAAGCCUGCAGAGACCGAGCCCGCGAAGACCUCUUCCAUCACCCCAGCAGCCCCUGCUGAGCCUGCCGUACAGACACCAAAGCCUGCCUCGAGUAGCACGAAGGCGAACGGAACACCGGCGUCGAAGGGCAAGCUCGAUCCCAAAAGACCUGCAGCUAUCUCUACCACCAAGGCUUCCGCAUCGAAGAGCACGCCUGUUAAGAGUCCGCUUCCCAGGACCGCGCCGAAGACGCCCACUAACAACAGGCCUUCAGCUGCUGCGCCUGCACCAAAGGCCGCUACGCCUAUCUCGAAGCCUGCUGCAGCUACCAAACCCGCACCAAAGCCAGCCGCAAAGGAGCCAGUCAAAGCAGCUGCGCCAAAGCCGAAGACCAGCCACACAUCUCUACGACAGUCGACUGCCACAGCACCUACUGCCGCAGCAAAAGCAAAGACAGUCGCUACCGAGACCAAAAAGCCAGCAGCCACCAAGCCAAGGGACCCUACCUCACCCCCUGCUUUCAAGAAGCCAAAGCCGAAGUCGCCCACCCGUCCCGUCGGGCUACCCUCACGCCUCACCGCUCCCACUGCAGCGUCAGCCGCUAAGUUACAGGGUGAAGAAGCAGCAAAGGUCACUCGCAAGCCCUCGACCGCAACGCGCCCAGUACCAAAGCCUGCGCCCGCCAAAUCUUCUCGUCCUUCAGUCGCACCGAGUGCGAGCACAAACAAGCGACCAGAAUCGCGCGCUUCCACUGUUGGUGCUAAGCCCGGCUUCCUCGAGCGCAUGUCAAGGCCUACGGCAGCUAGCGCCAGCAAAGUGCAUGAGAAGCCCAGCUCGCCUCCCCGAAAAGCCCCUGUCAAAGCAAGCAUUCUCCAGAAGGGCAAGAAGAAGGUGGAGGAGAUUGCGGCCGAGGCAAAGGAAGCCGUGACGACCAAUGGUCACGCAGAUGAAUCCCCGAAGACGGAGGCAGCGAACGGCACUGAGGCCCAUGCGGAAGCCUCUGAGGUACCUGCCGCUGAGCCAACCACAGAAUCUGUUCCUGAACAUGCUGGGAAGGCGAAACCGGCGGAGCCUGUAAAGGCCGAGACCCCGGUUCUUGAGGGCGAGUCAUCCGCGUUGGAGCUGCAGACGCCCAAGUUCCAAGGUGAAGCUAUUCGUUAGUCACCUGUGUAUGCAGAGUCUGCUUGGCUGCAGGCCAUAGGUCUUGCCUUCCUACCAUGCUGCUUGCUCGUCUGUUUCAUUCUUUACCAGCAUUUUCGGGAGCAUUCAUCUGGCGGAGCUUCAUAUCCAUUGGCGGUGUUUUUGAUUUCAGGGUCUAGGUUUAUUGCAUUACUCACCGCAUUCGCCGAAUCUGGAUAAUACAAGUCAUUCUGAGGGCUUGGACCAAAGGCUGGAAUUUGAUCAAGAUGCUGCGGUCUGACAAGGAGCACUUCGGGAACGUCCUCUGGUCGCGAUCAUCAUACGCGUCUGGCCUCCUCAGUAGCAUAGCAAUUAACACAUCCUCAUUUAUUACAGGCAUCGAA